AUGAGUUCCACGAGCAUGAGCACGAUCAAUGGAAUUUCGACGCUGACGGUUGCGGGCUCAAGCGAGCGUGGCGGCGACAACGAGGCGGACACCCUCAAGUCGAUGUUGGCCCAGGAGCGCGAGCUCUUCCAAAAGCAAGUAGCGGCGCUCCGGAAGCAGCUUUCAGAUGAGCACUCAGACAACGUCUCCAUCAAGAAGGUGCUUCAGAUGCAACAGAUGCAGAUGCAGAUGUUGGCCAAGCAGAACGAGUCGAUUCUCAACGACCUCAAGAACCUGCGAGACCACAUGCCGGCCGACCAGUCGACGCCCUAA
This is a messenger RNA of Emiliania huxleyi CCMP1516, 312 nucleotides long. RefSeq lists its product as hypothetical. The coding region runs from base 1 to 312 and encodes 103 amino acids. Lineage: Eukaryota; Haptophyta; Isochrysidales; Noelaerhabdaceae. The transcript has a single exon. The record is from RefSeq and is a predicted model, not a curated record.